AUGCGCACUGUGACCAUCGCCGCCAUUCUGUCUGCCGUCCUUGCCACCGCUAUAGCCGGCAGUACUGGUUACGGCGGGUAUGGUCUCGGAUACGGCGGCGGCUACGGACUUGGCUACGGCGGGUAUGGCCUCGGCUAUGGUGGUGGCUACGGUGGCGCUGUGCCCGGCCCAGCCUUCCUGGUUAGAACCUUCCACCAAGUGAACAAGCUGUCCAGUGGUGGAGCGCUGGUCGCACACUCCGGCCUCGGAGGAGGAUCAUAUGGAGGUGCCGCUGGCUACGGCGGCGGCUACGGCAGCGGCUACGGCGGCGGCUACGGCGGCGGCUACGGCGGCGGCUACGGCGGCGGCUACAGCGGCGGCUAUGGUGGCGGUUACGGAGGUGGCUUAGGAUAUGGCGGUGGUUAUGGAUAUGGUGGCUACGGCGGUUAUGGUUACAAAGGUUGA
Molecule: messenger RNA, 444 nt
Organism: Dermacentor andersoni
Lineage: Eukaryota; Metazoa; Arthropoda; Arachnida; Ixodida; Ixodidae
Source: RefSeq, a predicted model, not a curated record